Molecule: messenger RNA, 2040 nt
Organism: Botrytis sinoallii
Lineage: Eukaryota; Fungi; Ascomycota; Leotiomycetes; Helotiales; Sclerotiniaceae
Exons: 3
Coding region: 221-1762 (513 amino acids)
Biological process (GO): carbohydrate metabolic process
Cellular component (GO): extracellular region
Molecular function (GO): cellulose binding
Source: RefSeq, a predicted model, not a curated record
CCUCAUGAGAAAAAUGUAUGAUUCUCUAUAAUAACUUUGGAUUCCUCUCUCUACAAUUUUGAUCUUUCCUUUGAACUUUGUCCUGUGUGCUAUUCAGUUCGUUUCACUCUUUUAAACUUUGCUUUCUAUUUACUACAUUCUCUUUCUCACACAAUUUUUAUAUAUCCAGCGGAUAUUUUAACAAGGUACUUGAAGUAUCUCUAUAACAAAAUCAAACACAAUGCAUUUUUCAAAGAAGGCUCUGGCAGCCCUUAUUGGGUCUGCGACUAGCGCAAACGGUGCGAUCUUGUGGGAUGGUCGAUUCGAUUCUUCUUCAAUGGCCGAUUUGAAGGCUUGGUCAUGGAGUAAUGCUGUUGGCGAUUACCAAAAUUAUAUCCAUGGUACAGGUAACAUUACCAACUAUGUUGCUCUCGACAGCACUUACAAGAACCCUGCCGAUUCUGGAUCAGCCCUCGGUGCCAAGAUCACUCUUGAUAGUACUUCAUACUGGGAAGGUCAAAACAUGCGUCGUACCGAAUUGAUUCCUCAAACCUCCGCGGCUAUUGGAAGUGGAAAGGUUUACUACCAUUUCAGUAUGAAGCGUGAAGAUACCAAUGCACCAAGUAUCUACAGAGAACAUCAAAUCUGUUUCUUCGAGAGUCAUUUCACUGAGAUGAAGAGUGGUUGGAUUAGUGGAGAGACUGGAUCCAGUGAUCCUCUUUUGAGAUGGGAAGUCAGUGCGACUAGUCAAUGGAGUACUAACUGGACUGCUGGUGUUUGGCACAACAUUGCUUACGGAAUUGAUUUCUCCGCAGGCUCAGUUGAAUUCUACCACUCCACCGGAUCCGACCCUCUCACUCUUACCGUCCCAGCUGUUUCCGUUUCCGCCUCUUCCAAUGGUGCAGACUGGCAUUUGGGAGUUCUCGAACUCCCUGUCACUGGUCAAACCGAUGGAACCGAAGAUUUCUAUUUCUCUGGUGUAUACAUCGAGAGUGGAUCGCUUACCACUAGUGUUGCUGGACCAGGUGGAGCCGCGAGUUCCAGUUCUCCUUCUGCAAGCACGUCAGUAGAUUCUUCUUCUGUUCUUUCUAGCUCAGUAGUUUCUUCUUCUAUUCCUUCUUCUAGCGCCGCUCAGGUAUCCUCAUCAUCGGUCAUUCAAUCUUCACCAACAUCUAUUGCCGUCGCAAUUCAACAAUCCUCAGUUAUCUCUUCCCCAUCAAGCUCGACCAAAAAAUCCUGCACAAAGAAGGCCUCCGCUACUGGAUCUCAAGCUAGUGGAUCCAUUGUUGAAUUCACCUCAACUCAAACUGUCACCUCUGUCGAUAUCGUCCCUACUAGCGUCUACAUUACCGCCGGAGGAUCAACCUUCCUAACUACUUCUUCUGUUUCCUCUACCUAUACCUCUGAAUCCGCCAUUAUCACCUCUUCUGUUCUUUCCAAUGCAGCUCCAUCUACUUUUGUCACUUCCAAGAAGUCUUGCACAAAGAAAGCCUCAACAAGUUUGGCAGGAAAUGUAAACAUAGCUGCUAGUUCUUCAGCGGUUCUAACUUCUGCUGGUGUUAGCUCGAAGCCACAUACCACCAUGACCAUGACAAUCACCCAAACUACUUCUACUACUGUCGCUUCGAGCGCGGGUGCUACUAGCACUGGAGGAAGUACUUCGGGAGAGAUCGCUUUGUUUAUGCAAUGUGGAGGAAAGAACUGGACCGGAACUGGUACUUGCGUUAGCGGAAGUACUUGCAAGGCUCAAAAUGAUUAUUAUAGUCAAUGUGUUUCUGCUUAGAGUAGAUAAAUGAAAGAGGUUUAAGGGGAUGGGGGGGAGAGUGAAGGAAAGUUUUAUUCUAUUGUAUAUAGUUCGAAAUGUCUGUACAUGUCUGUGUGUUUCGAAAUGAAUAGUCUGGGUUAUUUAUAUCUAUCAAGUACAUACUACUUUACAUUCUUGCCCGUUCCAAUUUGGUGGUGAUUAUUUUCGAAUAGUCAAUCUAGUGGACGAGUGUCUUUAAAGAACCUUUGAACCCUAAGUUUGUUGAAUAGUAUCUAUACUGAAAUGAAAAUUGUCCC